Messenger RNA from Dracunculus medinensis (Guinea worm), 1197 nucleotides. Lineage: Eukaryota; Metazoa; Nematoda; Chromadorea; Rhabditida; Dracunculidae. The record is from the annotation of a GenBank genome assembly.
AUGGCAUUGCAUCGAAAAGCUGCACCUGAAAUUUCACCUGAUGAAUUUCGUUUAAUUGGCCAAUUGCGAGAGCAAUUAAUGCAAAUAAUUCCAAAUGGUAUACCCACCGAUUUGGAUACAAAUUUAAAUUUAGUUCGUUGGAUUCGAGGCUAUCAAAAAAAUAUUGAAAAAAUUCUUCAGAUUUUUCCCGUUUAUGUUGCGUCACGACAUGCAGCUGGUUUCGAUUUACCAGAUUUUGUUGAGAAAUUUUUCGAUUUACCCAAAAUAAAACCAUUCUUGCAAUAUAUUGCAUCGAGUCGAUUAAAUGAUCGUGUUUGGUCCGAUGAACAUAAUGCGUUUCUAUUCGUUGAACGAGGUUGGUCACAGCCAAAAGAGUUUACGAAAGUGUUGCGUUGUAGUGAUUAUUUAUUACAUUGUUUUGGUUAUUCAGAAAUGCUUUUACAGCUUAUUUUAAGACGAGAAAAAGCACAAAAUGGCAAUAAGCCCGUUCAGUUCAUUGUACUUUUUGAUCUUGGUGAAGUUAAUAUCACUGAUAACUUAAAUCCAUUAAGUACUCAUAUGAAAUUUUGGAAUUUACGGUCAGAACUUUGGCAAAAUUGGUAUCCCGAGACCGUACAACGGAUUUUUAUAGUUAAUCCACCAAAAUUUGCGAAUAUAUUAUGGAAGAUUGCAAAGUUAUUUAUGAACGAUCAUAAUAUAGAACUUAUAGAGAUAAUUAGUGAUAAGAAAGAUCUAUUAAAUCAUUUACCAUCAUGGUUUAUACCAAAGGAAUUUGGAGGUGAUUUCAUAAAUACUAUUGCACCUGGUGACGAUAGUGGUGUUAGCCGACGAAGGAAAAUCACAUCAAACGACCACCUUCAAUCGCAUAGUUUAUAUAAAAAGAAGGGCAUUAAACGUUCAGAGACAAAUCAUCAGGAUAUUCGUAGUGGUGCCACAUAUUCUCAUAAAAUUGAUAUCACCACAGGACAAUCAACUAUAUUAUGGGAUUUUUGCGCCAAUGGAGACAUUGAAUUCGCUAUAUAUGCUAUAAAUGGUGAGAAGAAAUUAAUAUAUCCGCGAUAUCGGUUAUUUGCUGGUAAAAUUCCUGAAGAAGGAAUGAUAGAAAAUCUAAGACCGGGUUUAUACGAAUUUGAAUUCCAUAAUAGCAGUAAUUAUUUUGACCUCAAACUUGAUUACUGUAUUUUAAGUUCACCUUAA